This is a messenger RNA of Trichobilharzia szidati, 1743 nucleotides long. The record is from the annotation of a GenBank genome assembly. NCBI's taxonomy places the organism in Eukaryota, Metazoa, Platyhelminthes, Trematoda, Strigeidida, Schistosomatidae.
AUGGCGGCUGAUUCGAAUUCCCCAUCUGAAGAUGAUAUAUUCCAGGAUAAAGAAGAAUUACUAAAAGAGGCGUAUUCAAAUUCAGUCAAUGAAGUGAAUAUACUUUCUAAAGAAUUAUCAGACAUGCAGAAAGAAUUAUUGUACAUUGAACAUUUAAUAGAUGAACAAGAAAUUCAAAAUAAUGAAUAUACUUUAUACAUUGAUAAAAAGAGGGAGAAACAAAUGAAAAAUACAACAACAUUAGAAGAUUUUCAUUUGUAUACAUUAGGCGAAUUGAAAAAGGACAGAGAGGAGAUGUUAUCAGCUUAUGCUAAAAAGAAAUCCGAAUUACAAAAUACAUUAAUACAAGAGAAAAAGCUGUUGAAAAGUUUCAAAGAAGAAUUAGCAUCAACUGCUGAUAUCCAGUUAAUACGUCAAAAACAAGAGGCUGAAAUUGAAAGAUUAGAAAAAGAGAUUCGCGCGACACGUGCUCAACAAUCGGAACAAUUGAAAGAGUUGAAAGCUCAAUCUAUUAUGAAACAAAAACAAUUAGAUGAAGAAACGAAACACAUCUUGGAUGAAAUAGUUAAGGAAUCUAAAAAGGUUUCAGACAAACUGAUCACUGAUUAUGUCAGUAAUAUAUCGAAAGAAAAUGAAGAAUUAUACAAGAGUAUUUUAAACAAACUAGAAGAGAUCAAAAAGCUAGAGAAACAACGAGACGACUUACAGAAACAAAAUGAAGAACUUCAACGAAAUCAAAUAUAUUCCAAGAUUAAUGGUCAGAUUCGUUCAAAUUCAAAGUUCACAUGUUGGGAAAUCUAUCCCACAGCAUAUUUAUCAAGAUUUUUAUGGAUAAACAAUAAAGGCGAGUCAAUCCCCGCACAAAACACCAAUAAUAAUAAUAACGAAAAUGAAAAUGAAUAUGAUUAUACUGCUGGCGAAAACGAUCCAGAAGUGUCUUCUUCUUCAACUGAUGUCUUAUUAACACCAACAUUUAUUAAUCAUCCUGUAACACAAUAUUAUCAUCAUCAUCACCACUAUUAUCAUUAUUAUUUGUCAUCUAAUGAUUAUCAAAAAAUGUUUAAAUUAAUUAAACCAGAGAUAGCGCAUACACUUGUACCUGAAGGGUAUUCAACACCAGAUUUAACAUUGAAUAUAACAGAUCGUAUGAUCCAAUGGUUAAAACAGAUGAUAAAUAAUCAAUCAUAUAAACCGUUGACAAAAUAUUUAUUGAUCACAUGUGAUGAUUGUGAUAAUGAAGAGAAUAUUAUUGAUCCAAAAAAGGCGCCGAAUUUAACUGUACCAUUGGAACAUUUAGUCUAUCAGUUGAAAGUUGUUGUUGAAAUUAGAUAUCAUCCACGUGUUUACAGACAGAAACGUUCUUCAGUAAUGGAAGGUGAUGAAACACUAUCGAAUGUUUGUCAUUCAACUGGACAUCAUUUUGGUUGUUGUACACAACCACUGUCUGUAAAAUUUGCUGAUAUUGGCUGGGAUAAUUGGAUUAUACAACCGAAAGCUUUUCAAUUGAAUUAUUGUCUUGGAUCAUGUAAAAUCACAUCAGCAAAAAGUCUACAUUAUGACGUCAUGGAUAUCCUGCUGCGUAGAAACUUAUCACAAUUCGGCAAUAUACAACCUGAUGAAAUACAAUCCUGCUGUCAUCCAACACAUUUGGCUAGUAUGCCUGUUCUCUACUUAGAUACAAAUCGUGAAUUACAAAUGCAUCGACUGCAUAAUCUCAUUGUUUUAGGGUGUGGUUGCAGUUAA